AUGCCUAUUCCUGUGCAGCGAAGCGUUCAAUUGAAUGCUGCACACAGCGUAUCUGCACAACCUGCUGGGCCUGACCGCCACAGUAAACGUACACGCGAAAUACCCUUGAUUCACCCGUACUUUCUGAUCAGUUUGGAAAUUAUGACGUGUUUGUCCCCGUAUUAUUUCUCACAACAAGGAAUCAGCAAUCGCUGCGUUGUCGUAUGGGCUGGUCUCUUGUUGUUGCGGGCCAGCACUUUAUCGUUAUUACAGGUGCACAUGACGGGCAAUGGUACAUAUUUAGCCUGUUCCGGCGUAAUCAUAGAAAAAAUGGUUGCCCUACCCAGAAUGAAAAAAAUAUGGACGGACGGCUGCUUCGACCUGUUUCACUUCGGACACAGCAAUGUUCUGAGACAGGCCAAAGAGCUUGGCUCGUAUCUCGUUGCAGGGGUGCACUCAUCCGUGGAAAUCACCCAAAACAAGGGAUUGCCCGUGAUGAACGAUGACGAGCGUUACUUCAUUGUACAAUCGUGCAGAUGGGUAGAUGAGGUUUAUCCGGACGCGCCGUUCAUUACAUCGUGCGAUCUUGUGCUAUCGAAGGGCAUCGAUCUCGUUGUGCACGGUAAUGACUCCAUCGAGAAUGCGGACGGCGUGGAUUGCUACGGUGAGGCAAAAGCAAGGGGCAUAUUCAAAACAGUUGAACGAACACUGCACAUUUCUACAACUGGAUUGGUUGGUCGCAUGCUUCUCAGGCGGCGAUCAAACGGAAACUGGAACGGCGCCGAGAACAGUGUCUCGCUUGAACCGGGUGUUUCUACUGCUCUGCAGUCUAGCGUUCCUGUCAAAUCGGGUGUGGAUGAUGAAGGCAACCGCCAAGUGUACCUCAAGGGCCUGUUAGAAAAGUAUGAAAUUCCUGAGCGGAGGAACAAGGGAAAAGUGGUGUACAUCGAUGGUACAUUCGAUCUAUUCCAUGCAGGACAUGCCAGUAUCUUGAAAAAGUGCAGAGAGAACGGCUGGUACACGAUCUUAGGUCUGUUCAACCAGUCAACCUCGCACAAACUCAAGCGCGUGAGCCCCAUCAUGUCAUUGGUGGAAAGAGAGCUGUGCGUGUCUGCGUGCAAAUACGUGAGCAAAAUUAUCAGAGGUGCACCGUUAGUACCAGACAAAGACUUUAUCAGGCAUCAUGGGAUUGAUAUCAUCGUUUGCGGUGCAAACGAUACUUCGCUCGAUAAUUACCACUUAGUCAGGGACAUGAUUGAGUUGAAAAUUGUGGGAAGCGAUUUUCCCGAGUUGACCAGCACAUCUAUCAUACAGAGGAUCAUCGGCAAUUACUACGGCUAUCAAGAACGGAACAGUAAAAGGUGUUAGAUCAUGGUAAAAUACCUUUGUUAAGAACAAUUUCACGGUACAGCGUGUUUUUUACUCGUAAGUUUAUCCGCAGUAUGGCAUGUUAUACCGGUUCGCUCAACAUUUUUGUGCCGUGAAUACCUCAUGCAACCUUUUGCCGUGUUAAUGGUCCAACG
Molecule: messenger RNA, 1502 nt
Organism: Vavraia culicis subsp. floridensis
Lineage: Eukaryota; Fungi; Microsporidia; Pleistophoridae
Exons: 1
Coding region: 1-1347 (448 amino acids)
Biological process (GO): phosphatidylethanolamine biosynthetic process
Cellular component (GO): cytoplasm
Molecular function (GO): ethanolamine-phosphate cytidylyltransferase activity
Source: RefSeq, a predicted model, not a curated record